Molecule: messenger RNA, 1134 nt
Organism: Ilex paraguariensis (yerba mate)
Lineage: Eukaryota; Viridiplantae; Streptophyta; Magnoliopsida; Aquifoliales; Aquifoliaceae
Source: the annotation of a GenBank genome assembly
AGUACCAACAUACUGCCAUUCCAUCCCAUCCCAUCCCAUCCCAUCCCAUCCAAUUGAACUCAUAGGCAUUUGAAGUUUUUGGGUUUGGGUAUGGAAACUGGUUUUGGGGGAUUAACUGACACGUCUUGUUCUGGAGAUACUAGCUGUGAUGCUGGUGAUUUUGAAUGUAAUAUCUGCUUUGAAUUAGCUCAAGAUCCGAUUGUGACCGUCUGUGGCCACCUAUACUGUUGGCCCUGUCUUUACAGUUGGCUGCAUCUUCAUUCACGUUCACACGAAUGCCCGGUUUGUAAGGCCAUUGUACAGGAGGAGAAUUUGGUUCCCAUAUAUGGAAGGGGAAAAUCAAGUUCAGACCCCAGAUCUGUGUCGAUACCUGGAAUUAAUAUUCCACAUCGCCCUGCAGGGCAGAGACCCCAAACAGCUCCAGCUUCUAAUAUAAACUUUUUCCGACAAGAUGAGCUUGAUCCCACUGGGGGUUUCAUGCCAAUGGCAACUGCAAGGUUUGGGAGCUUAACAUUAUCUUCUCUGUUUGGUGCUAUUCCAUCAUUUUUUAAUCUUCAGGUCCACGGAUUUCAAGAUGCUACUGUAUACGGAGCAACUACUAGUUUCCCCUAUUUGCUUUCUGGUUCGUUUCAUGGGGGUUAUGCUCAUGGUUUUUAUCACCAUCAAACUCACGGGGAUGGGAUGAAGUUUGUUAUGAAAAUGUCUUUUUUGAUACUUGGUUUUCUCGUGCUCAUUCAUCUAAUAACAUCGUAGACAUUCUGUUCGUGAAGUUCAAUUGUUGGACAGGAGGAUUAUUGGUAGUGCUAUUGUAUAUGUUAGCCUAAUGAACUCGUACUUGUGUUCAGCUUAAUGCUGCGAACAAGAUUUUUCAGUGCUUCACAGCUAUAUGUUUUCUAUCACUUGCACCUAGAUCUGUAAUUUAUUCUUUUUCAUACUAAGCAGGUUGGACAUUUCCUAUUUUCUAACAUUGCAAGAUGAAUCCAAUGUGAAAGUAUGAAGGUGCUGUUGCAUUGUGCGUGCUUGCUCUCGGUCUCAGUUUUAUUCCUUGUGAUAUUGUUUCUGGUCUAUUUUGUGCAGUGUCGCGGUUAUAUGAAAAAGUGUUGAUGGUUCCUGCUAACUUUUUUUGGUUAUUCC